CUCGUCGUCCUCCUCCCGGCAAUUGGACGCCGGACACAGGGCUCCAGCUCCUGGACCCCAAUCCCUUUGCCCUGAGCUCCCUGGGGGCUUUCUGUGGACUUCCUUGCUCACCCAGCUCCCCUGCUACCCCAGACCUCCUCAGCUACAGGUGGCUGGUUCCCUGCCGCCGGCAGCCAUGAAGUCCCGGCUUUUGCUUUCUGUGGCCCACCUGCCCACGAUUCGGGAGGCCUCGGAGGAGAUGCUGCCUGGUGGGUCUGGAGAGGAACCCCCGGCCUCCCCCAGCCUGGAUGACUACGUGAAGUCCAUCUGUCAGCUGGCACAACCCACCUCAAUGCUGGACGAGGCUGCAGCCAGGGUCCAACCCAGCAGACCCCACCGGCCGGCCCGUUCCCGCGAGAAGAGCUGCUCCACGGGGUCCCUACAGGACAUCACCACCCGCUUCAGCGGCCAGCAGCCUGCACUGCCUGGCACCGGCACUGUGGACCCCCUGGACUGGCUCUUUGGGAAGUCUCAGGAAAAGCAGCCAAGCAGCAGGGACUUGCCAAGGAGGACUGGACCCUCUGCUGACCCCCGAGCUUCAUGCAGACAGAUGGACAGUGGCAAGACCCGGGGAGCCCCCAGAGGGAGGUUGAGUGAUGCCAGGGCUCCAGGGCACUCUCUACCGAGACCAUUGAGGGACUGGCACCAGUGCUCCCAGAUUUCCAUGAAACCUGGCCAGGAUGCAGCCUCCUCUACAAGCCCCCGCCCCAGCAGCAUCCUCAGAACUCUCUAUUUGCACCUCCCAGUGAUCCAUGAACUCUGACCCUUCCUCAAUAAAGGCUUCUGUAAAUAGCA
This is a messenger RNA of Hippopotamus amphibius kiboko, 834 nucleotides long. RefSeq names its product DEPP autophagy regulator 1 (gene DEPP1). Bases 176 to 802 code for a protein of 208 amino acids. Lineage: Eukaryota; Metazoa; Chordata; Mammalia; Artiodactyla; Hippopotamidae. Gene Ontology annotation, biological process: regulation of autophagy. The transcript is spliced from 2 exons. Gene Ontology annotation, cellular component: mitochondrion. The record is from RefSeq and is a predicted model, not a curated record.